AUGCUUGUAAAUAGAAUUAAAGAUUUGAAGAGGUGUGUGAUACCAAUCACAAACUCUAGAACAUUGAUUAGGGUCACUGGACAGGACUCUGUAAAGAUGCUGCAGGGAUUGACAACAAACAACAUUGCUAGACUUGUUGAUGUACAACAUACAAACCCAGGAUCAUUGUACACUGGUUUCUUGUCGGCCAGUGGUCGUUUGUUGUUUGACGCCUUUGUACUACAUGAACAACAUGCGUCAACUAUAACAUCAUCGGCGUCUAGUGUGGCCAAGGUGGACAACAGUGCAAACGAGACUCUACUGAUCGAUGUGGACUCUGAAGUGGCGACCCGUGCAAUCGAGCACUUAAACUUCUACAAGAUGCGCAACAAGCUCAAGAUUGAGAAUGCAACGUCAGACUAUUCCAUCCUGACCGUGUUGGACAAGACAUACAAGUCUGUUAGAGACGACAAGUUGUUUGUACAUUUGAAAGAGGAGAAUUGCACAGUUCUAAUGGACCCACGUCAUCAAUUGAUGGGUCUAAGAUUAUUAGUACCAUCAUCAAAGGCUUCUGCCAUCAACACUGUACUCUCAGCAUUCCAUCAAGAGACAGAGGAUGUAUAUCAACUGUAUCGUGCACAGAAUGGUAUACCACAAGGAUUGAAGGACUAUUCAUUCGACAAGAUCAUUCCUCUAGAGUACAACUUUGAUCUGCUGAAUGGUGUUGACUUCCACAAGGGAUGUUACUUGGGCCAGGAGCUCAUGUCGAGGACACACUACACCGGACUGAUUAGAAAGAGAGUGUUCCCCGUGGUCAUGUCACCGGCCAAUGGCAACAAGUCCAACCUGGAUCCAGCGAGAAAGGAGCAUCAUUUGUUGUUCUCACAAAAGGUGUUGGACUCGAUCGAUGUACAAUCACCCGAGAAGGACUCGGAGCUCAAGAUCACUGUGGAUGCAUCAACAGUGUCUUCACCAUUCAAUGAUCCAAGCACUCCAUCCACUGCUCCCCCUUCAAGAUCAUCAGAGAAGUUCCUCUCUGGCUACAACAAUGUCGGACUGGCAAUGAUCAAGGUGGACCACAUCGAUGCAUCCUCAUUUGAUUCAACAAAGAUAAUUGACAACCAAGGAAGGCCAUUGCAAGUGAUUGAACCAUGUUGGUGGAGCAAAGUAGUUGGCUUGCAAGUGCCAGUCCAGGCUGUUAGCUAA
This is a messenger RNA of Acytostelium subglobosum LB1, 1185 nucleotides long. RefSeq lists its product as hypothetical. Gene Ontology annotation, molecular function: protein binding. NCBI's taxonomy places the organism in Eukaryota, Evosea, Eumycetozoa, Acytosteliales, Acytosteliaceae. The coding region runs from base 1 to 1185 and encodes 394 amino acids. The record is from RefSeq and is a predicted model, not a curated record. The transcript is spliced from 2 exons. Gene Ontology annotation, cellular component: mitochondrial matrix.